Messenger RNA from Drosophila kikkawai, 3640 nucleotides. RefSeq names its product Transmembrane O-mannosyltransferase targeting cadherins 2 (gene Tmtc2). The record is from RefSeq and is a predicted model, not a curated record. Gene Ontology annotation, cellular component: endoplasmic reticulum membrane. Gene Ontology annotation, biological process: protein O-linked glycosylation via mannose. Gene Ontology annotation, molecular function: protein binding; mannosyltransferase activity. Lineage: Eukaryota; Metazoa; Arthropoda; Insecta; Diptera; Drosophilidae.
GCUCUCCCCAAAGAUUUAAGCAAAUAAAAGCACAUAAAAUGCUGGAAAAUCUGCAAAAUUCAUUAAACGAAAACAAAAACAAAGGCAGACAACUCGCAAACCUACAAUAUUCAAACUAAAAACCCAAAUUCGUUUAAAUUCAAAGUCGAGUUUUGAGUCAUCCAAGUCCUGUUAAGGAAACUCUGUCCAGGAAUGGAACCCUGGCUCGGUGGCGGCGAGGCCUGGCUGAGGCUGCGGCUGAGGAUGCAUAAAUCAAACAUGGACUACACAUGUCUGUUCUGCUGCAGCCUGGCCUUCAUCCUGUAUCUGAACACCCUGAAUGCCGGCUUCGUCUACGACGACAGACGCGCCAUCCUGGCCAAUGCGGAUGUCUCUGGCAGCGGUCCCUGGCAACGCAGCUUCGCCAAUGACUUCUGGGGCACUCCGUUGACGGAUAACGGCUCCCAUGGCUCUUGGCGUCCACUCUGCGUGCUCAGCUUCCGGCUUAACUAUCUGCUCGGAGGCGGCUUUGCUCCGUGGGGCUUCCAUCUGGUCAACAACCUGCUCCAUUGCGUGGCCACUGCCUUGGUGGUGCGAGUUGCCCGCACUCUGCUUGCCUCUGUGUGGGCAGUCCUGGCCGCCGGGGCCAUCUUUGCCGCCCAUCCCAUACACACGGAAGCGGUGGCUGGUGUGGUGGGGCGGGCGGAUGUCGCCGCUUGCGUCUGCUACCUGCUCACGUACCUCAGUUAUCUCCGGCACAUGCGUUGGCGGGAGUCUGGCGAUCCUCGCCAGUGGUUGGCCUUGGGAAUAACUUUAAUCCUGGCCCUGGCCGGGUUACUUUGCAAGGAGACAGCUGUCACGGCUUUGCUCGUCUGCGCCUUGUUCGAUGUGAUGCGAGGACUGAGUGGACAGGUGGAUAAGCAACGCAUUCGUUCCGUUUGCAUAGUCCUUGGCGCUCUCUGCUGUGGCAUCUACUGCCGCCUGGUCAUCGUUCCGGGACCACAGACGGCCUUCUCCAGCGCCGACAAUCCCAUUGCCCGCACUCCCUCCGCGUGGACUCGCCUGCUAACCUUCCUCUACCUGCCCGUCUUCAACCUGAGACUGCUGCUGCAGCCGCAGGUGUUGAGCUUCGACUGGGGCAUGGAUGCCCUGCCCAGGGUCACCACGCUGUGGGAUAGGAGAAACGCCCAGUCUGCCUGCUUCUAUUCGGUGCUGGUGGGCGUGGCGUGGCGCAGCUGUCGGCAAUUGCUGCUCGGCGGUCACAAGGUGGCCAGCGGCGUUUCUAGCGGUGCCUCCUCCUCCUCAUUUCCCCAAUAUCACAUCCAGAAGGUGGCAUUAUCCGGUCGCAAGUCUCGCUCCAAGCGCAAGCGACUGGCCAACAGUAGCAGCAAGUACCAAGCCUUUGAGGCAGCCUAUCAUCACCAGGAGUCGCUACCCUGCCGCGACUGCAACAACAACAACCAGAGCAGCAGCAGCCAUGGCUAUGUCUACGAGGGCACCUCGUCACAGUCUGCCCACGCCGGCCAGAGCCAGCCCCAUCACCUCGUGUCUUCCGCCUUUCGCGGCUCCCGUAGCAGCAGCAGCUGCAGCAACAGUACCAACAGCAGCAGCUCCAGCGCCAGUUCCAGCUCGAGCUCUAGCUCCAGCUCCUCUUCAUCCUCCUCCUCCUCCUCGUCCAGCUCCAACUUUCACUGCUCCUCGGACUAUGCGCUGGAUGGCAUGUCGCCGGGCAAUAGGCACGCCUGCGUCCUGCUCAUGUCCUGCAGCUUCCUAGCCCUGCCCUUCCUGCCCGCCAGCAAUCUGCUCUUCUACGUGGGCUUUGUGGUGGCCGAGCGUCUGCUGUACCUGCCCAGCGUGGGCUUCUGUCUCCUGGUGGGCUAUGGUGUCUCCAAGCUGAUGGCCUGCUCCCAGCGCACACGCUGUACCCUGCUCCUAAGCCUCAGUGUCCUGCUGGCUGCAAUGAGCCUGAGGACAGUGCGACGGAACGCCGACUGGCGGGACGAGGAGAGCCUGUACAGGAGUGCAAUUUCCAUCAAUCCGCCAAAGGCGCUGGGCAAUCUGGGCAGUGUGCUGAGCUCGCAGGGACGGUAUGAGGAGGCCAAGCAUGUCCUGCAGGAGGCCAUUCGCUACAGGCCCAACAUGGCGGAUGUGCACUUUAACCUGGGCAUCCUGCACCAGAAUCAGCAGGACUAUCCCUCGGCCGUGGAGUGCUUUCAGCGCGCCAUCAAAUUCCGACCGAAUCUGGCGGUGGCCUACCUCAAUCUGGGCAUAUCAUUUAUAGCGCUGGGCAAGCGCCAACAGGCCAUCGAGAUCCUUCAGGCGGGCUCUAAUCUGGAUGGAGCAUCGGUUCGAGAUCGUGGGGCCCAUGAUCAGGCCAGGAGCUCGUCGUACUUGCAACUGGGAGCACUCUACGUAGAGCAGGGCAAGCUACAAAGAGCUCUGGCUAUCUAUAGGGAAGCCCUCUCCUCGCUGCCAGGAUUGCCGCAACAAAGGGAGAUCCUGUAUCAGCGAAUAGGCGAUGUCCUGGGUCGACUGCAGCAGUGGGAUGAGGCAGAGCGACAUCAUCGAGCUGCUUUGGAAUUGCAGCCCAACCAGGUGGCAGCGCAUCUCUCCUAUGGCAUUACUUUGGCCAGAAAUAGCAGCCGCGCCUCAGAGGCAGAAAUGUGGUUCAAAAGGGCCCUACAACUGGCACCCGACCAGGCCAGCGUCUAUCAUCAUUAUGCUGAAUUCCUAUCCCUGCAGUCGCGGCAUCAUGAGUCCGCUAUCUAUCAUCGCCGAGCCGCUGAAUUGGCGCCCAAGGAUUAUGCUCUGGUGGUGGCAGCUGCCACUGCAAUGCGUCUGCUGGACAGGAAAGUGGAGGCCGAGAUGUGGUACCGGAAGGCUGUGGCUCUGCGACCGGACGAUGCCCAUGCCCACACCAAUCUGGGGGCCAUACUGCAUCUACUGGGAAGGACAAAUCAUGCGGCUGCCAGCUACAAGGCAGCGCUGCGUCUACAGCCGGGAGAUGCCAUUACGCUGGGCAACCUGGCCAAGCUGGGUGUGACGAAUGUCUAGCAAGGAGCUAACGUUUAAAGUUAAGAAAAUAUUUUUAUAUAAAAAAAAAAGAAAGGGUGAGGGGGAAAAACGUAAAGAAAAGGCAGCGUUAGAUAACUCUACAGAAUUUAUACAAAGGACUUCGAUACAUAUGUAUAUCAUUUAGCAGCUGGCAGCCGUGUAAAUAUCCAAGCAGCGACCAAAAGAGAAUGUCACAAAAUAUAGUUAGCGAUGGGGGCUACAGAUAAAGAUACAGAGACAGAUACAGAUGCAGAUACAGAUACAAAUACCGAGAUACAGAGUUACACAUAGGGAUACCGAAAUCAGAGAAGCGACAGAGAGAACAAUAAUUAAAAUAUCUAACUGUUAAGGGAACGAACGUUGCUGUACAGCUAUGGGAACGAUGAUUGGGUAACUACUCGUAAUGUGCUUAAAAUAUCCAUGUAAAUGAUUGUAAAUAUGAGAAAACAUAUUAUUGACUAUAUAUAUACGAUAUAUAUAUAUAUAUUAUAUAUUGACUUGGCUUCUCCAGAUUGUUUUCUGUCCGUUGUGUAAUGUACAUUUUAGUUAAGCAAAUAAAUGAAAGGAUACCAAUAAUGGAAAGUGUAUGGAUUGUAUAGAGAUAUGG